Phyllostomus discolor (pale spear-nosed bat) is the source of this 3416-nucleotide messenger RNA. RefSeq names its product epithelial splicing regulatory protein 2 (gene ESRP2). NCBI's taxonomy places the organism in Eukaryota, Metazoa, Chordata, Mammalia, Chiroptera, Phyllostomidae. The transcript is spliced from 16 exons. Gene Ontology annotation, cellular component: ribonucleoprotein complex. The record is from RefSeq and is a predicted model, not a curated record. Bases 524 to 2701 code for a protein of 725 amino acids. Gene Ontology annotation, molecular function: RNA binding.
UCACCCCCAGGCCGACCGUCGCGGCCCCCACAGCCUCUGACUCCUGGUGAUUUUCACAAGUUCCAUGCAACCCUUAGGAUUAGAGAAGGCCUCUGGUUUUGCCCUUUUCUUGGCGGAGGCCUCAUGGUUGGCGGGAGGAGGAGGAGGUCGCCCUAGAAAUCAACCGGCUGGGGGAGUGGGAGUCUGGGCCCUAAGCGCGCGCCCAGGCCGGGCGUGUGAGCGCGCGCGUCCUGGGGCAGGUUGAGCGUCCUUUCCUCCACGGCUCCCGGGGCCGCCCUCAGUCACGUGGCCCGCGGGGCCCGACAGGUAACUCGCCCGGAGAGGGCUGGGGCUGGUAGCUGCCCCGCCUCGCCGGGCGCCGCGGGCGGGUCUCAGCAGCGCCCACUGCGCCAGCCGGGCCGCAGGUGCCGCCUCCGACACACCGUUCCCCGCCCAAGCUGAUCCGCCACGGCCGUCGGUCGGUGCGUGCGUGCGCCUCGUCGGUCCGCGUGUGUGUGGCGGAGCGCCCCCCUCCUCUGCGGCCAUGACUUCGCCGCCACCCCAGCCACCGCCCCCGGGAUCGAACCCUGCCCCAGACUCUGCCGCCGACCCCCACCCAGAGCCUGGACCUCUGGUCGUACUGUUCGGGGCCACAGCCGGUGCACUGGGGCCGGAUCUGGGCUCCGACGAGACCGACUUAAUCCUGCUAGUGUGGCAAGUGGUGGAGCCGCGGAGCCGACAGGUGGGGACGCUGCACAAGUCACUGAUUCGCGCCGAGGCGGCUGCACUGAGCCCUCAGUGCCGCGAGGCGAGUGGCCUGAGCGCCGACAGCCUGGCGCGGGCCGAACCGCUGGACAAGGUGCUGCAGCAGUUCUCACAGCUGGUGAGCGGGGACAUAGCUCUGCUGGGUGGGGGCCCCUACGUGCUCUGCACUGAUGGGCAGCAGCUACUGAGACAGGUCCUGCACCCUGAGGCCUCCAGGAAGAACCUGGUGCUCCCCGACACCUUCUUCUCCUUCUACGACCUCCGCAGAGAGUUCCAUGUGCAGCGCCCAAGCACCCGCCUUGCCAGGGACCUCACCGUGGCCACCAUGGCACAGGAACUGGGGCUAGAGACAGAUGCCACAGAGGAUGACUUUGGGGUCUGGGAAGUGAAGACAAUGGUAGCUGUCAUCCUCCACCUGCUCGAAGGGCCCAGUGGUGAAUUGUUUUCGAAGCCCGAGGUGAUAAAGCAAAAAUAUGAGACAGGACCUUGCAGCAAGGCCGAUGUGGUGGACAGUGAGACUGUGGUUCGUGCCCGUGGGCUGCCCUGGCAGUCAUCAGACCAGGACGUGGCUCGCUUCUUCAAAGGGCUCAACAUUGCCAGGGGUGGUGUAGCACUCUGCCUCAAUGCCCAGGGCCGCAGAAAUGGCGAGGCCCUCAUCCGCUUUGAGGACAGCGAGCAGCGGGACCUAGCGUUGCAGAGACACAAGCACCACAUGGGUGUCCGCUAUAUCGAGGUAUAUAAAGCAACAGGAGAGGAGUUUGUAAAGAUCGCAGGGGGCACAUCACUAGAGGUGGCUCGUUUCCUGUCAAGGGAAGACCAAGUGAUCCUGCGGCUUCGAGGACUGCCCUUCUCUGCUGGGCCAACAGAUGUGUUAGACUUCCUGGGCCCAGAGUGCCCAGUGACUGGGGGUGCUGAUGGGCUGCUCUUUGUACGCCACCCUGACGGCCGGCCCACAGGUGAUGCCUUUGCACUCUUUGCCUGUGAGGAGCUGGCACAGGCUGCCCUGCGCAGGCACAAGGGCAUGCUGGGUAAGCGAUACAUUGAACUCUUCCGGAGCACUGCAGCCGAGGUGCAGCAGGUCUUGAACCGCUAUGCAUCCAGCCCACUCCUUCCCACGCUGACUGCUCCACUGCUGCCCAUUCCCUUCCCACUGGCAGCUGGGACUGGGAGAGACUGUGUGCGUCUUCGAGGCCUGCCCUACACAGCCACCAUCGAAGACAUCCUGAGCUUUCUCGGGGAGGCAGCAGCUGACAUCCGGCCCCACGGUGUGCACAUGGUGCUCAACCAGCAGGGUCGGCCAUCGGGCGAUGCCUUCAUCCAGAUGACGUCAGCAGAGCGGGCCUUAGCUACUGCUCAGCGGUGCCAUAAAAAAGUGAUGAAGGAACGCUACGUGGAAGUGGUCCCCUGCUCCACAGAAGAGAUGAGCCGUGUGCUAAUGGGGGGCACUCUGGGCCGCAGUGGCAUGUCCCCUCCACCCUGCAAGCUGCCCUGCCUCUCACCGCCAGCCUAUGCCACCUUCCAGGCCACCCCAACACUCAUUCCCACUGAGACAGCAGCUCUCUAUCCCUCUUCGGCACUGCUCCCGGCUGCCAGGGUGCCUGCUGCCGCCACCCCUGUUGCCUACUACCCAGGGCCAGCCACUCAACUCUACAUGAACUACACAGCUUACUACCCCAGCCCCCCCGUCUCCCCCACCACUAUGGGCUACCUCACCACGCCCUCUGCUGCCCUGGCCUCUGCUCCUACCUCAGUGUUGUCCCAGCCAGGUGCCCUGGUCCGUAUGCAGGGUGUCCCAUACACAGCUGGUAUGAAGGAUCUGCUCAGCGUCUUUCAGGCCUACCAGCUAGUCCCUGACGACUACACCAGUCUGAUGCCUGUUGGGGACCCGUCUCGAACUGUGCUACAGGCCCCCAAAGAAUGGAGAAGCAGUGCCCUCAACCUGGUAGCUUCUUGCUGAAAGCACUCAGAGGAGCUCAUGCCCCAGCUCUGUCCCCCACUUACUGUUCUGCUGUUCACCCCAAAGAUGAUUGCUGUACCCUGCAUGCAGGGCUUGGGGUAGAAUGGUGCUACCCUGCUCCCGAUGGCCUAACCUGGGCCUCUUGAGGAGCACCCAGAGAGCCUUUGGUCAGUCCUAGAUAUGGCCCACACCCACAGAUGCUAUGGAGCUGACAUCCACAGCAGGUCUGACUUUUUAAAAAUGUAAGCCCUGGUGCCUUCAACGUAUGACUCCUGAGAGAUUCUAAGUAAAGGUCCCAAUGGUGGGGGAGCAGAGAAAAAGAAAGCACUGGCUCCAGCCCCCAAGAUACGUGGACCUCAGUGGCCACAUUGUACCAGAGGUGGUCGCACCUAAGGGUGGUGGCCCCUCCAGCUCUGCACAAGGAGUAUCAGAUGCCAAAACCACAGGCUGUUUUGAUGGACUGUACUGCAGUACCCCCAAAGAACACUAGGGGGCAGGAGGCCCUCACACAAAAACUCAGGCUUGACUUUUAAAGGGGACUUUCUGCCUACUUUUUGUGCAUACCUUGGGCAGGCCAGUUGUCCUGAAUUCAGCAGACACCAUGGACUGUCCUUUGCACCCAUUAGAGGGUGCAGAACUGAAGCGUCAGAAGGGACUUGGAACUCUACGCUCUCCAUGAAAUAUAUAAAGGUUCCUGACCACACGGACUUUUUAA